Mus pahari (shrew mouse) is the source of this 468-nucleotide messenger RNA. RefSeq names its product cytochrome P450 2C40-like. The annotation marks the transcript as partial. Gene Ontology annotation, biological process: xenobiotic metabolic process. The transcript has 3 exons. The record is from RefSeq and is a predicted model, not a curated record. Gene Ontology annotation, molecular function: oxidoreductase activity, acting on paired donors, with incorporation or reduction of molecular oxygen, reduced flavin or flavoprotein as one donor, and incorporation of one atom of oxygen; iron ion binding; heme binding. Gene Ontology annotation, cellular component: intracellular membrane-bounded organelle; cytoplasm. NCBI's taxonomy places the organism in Eukaryota, Metazoa, Chordata, Mammalia, Rodentia, Muridae.
AGGCCAUUGAGCACAUGAACUAUACACUUGAACACCUGGCAUCAUUGGUGACUGAUCUGUUUUUUGGUGGGACAGAGACCUUAAGCUCAACGAUGAGAUUUGCUCUCCUGCUCUUGAUGAAACACCCACACAUCACAGCUAAAGUCCAGGAAGAGAUUGACAAUGUGAUUGGGAGACAUCGGAGCCCCUGUAUGCAGGACAGGAACCUCAUGCCUUACACAAAUGCCAUGGUGCAUGAAAUCCAGCGAUACAUUGACCUUGGCCCGAAUGGUGUAGUGCAUGAAGUGAUCUGUGACACUAAGUUCAGAAACUACUUCAUCCCCAAGGGAACAACCGUAAUAACAUCACUGACAUCAGUGCUGCAUGACAGCAAGGAGUUCCCCAACCCAGAGGUGUUUGACCCUGGCCACUUUCUAGAUGCCAAUGGAAACUUUAAGAAAAGUGACCACUUCAUGCCUUUCUCAGCAG